AUGCGUGUUCGCUAUGUGUUCGGUGUGUCGCCGAGAAAUUAUCGUACGAUUUUGUUGAAUCACUUGGGUUUCGUCAACAAACAUCUCAAUUCAUUCGCAAGCAUACGCUCGUCUAAAAAACACGCAAUUUUCGAUUAACAACAAAAUUAUUCAAAAUGGGUUUGCAAGAAGAUUUCGAGAAGGCCGCCGAAGAUGUAAAAAAUUUGAAGGAAACGCCCGCUGACGGUGACCUUUUGGAAUUGUACGGAUUGUACAAACAGGCGACAGUGGGUGACAUUAACACCGCUCGUCCAGGCAUGCUAGAUUUCAAGGGAAAAGCGAAGUGGGACAGUUGGAACCACAAGAAGGGGACCGACUCGGAGAAGGCCAAGCAAGACUAUGUGAAUAAGGUGCAUGAAUUGAUCGGGAAAGUUGGUCUAAACCAGUGAACCACCAAUCGGUUUGAAAAAAAAAUCAACACUUACAGCGCAGAUCAAAGGUCAUCCAUGGCAAUGGAUGGAAAAAUUUCUUAUGCAUUAAUCAUAAUAUUUUUUUUUCUUUUCACAAUUUUAUCGGUGUGAGGUUAUCUCUACACUUGAACAACGAUAAAGUCGCUGUAUGCAAUCAUUUUUUUUACCAAAUGUAUGAAAAAAUUUAAUAAAAAUUUGAUAUUCAACAUUUUGCUACACACACACAC
This is a messenger RNA of Sitodiplosis mosellana (orange wheat blossom midge), 676 nucleotides long. Its product is annotated as acyl-CoA-binding protein-like. The transcript is spliced from 3 exons. Gene Ontology annotation, biological process: fatty acid metabolic process. NCBI's taxonomy places the organism in Eukaryota, Metazoa, Arthropoda, Insecta, Diptera, Cecidomyiidae. The record is from RefSeq and is a predicted model, not a curated record. Gene Ontology annotation, molecular function: fatty-acyl-CoA binding. Bases 156 to 428 code for a protein of 90 amino acids.